GCCCUCCGUCGGAACCCGUCAUACCUGAGUGGCGCGCGCCGCGGUUGCCAGGUGCGGCGGGUCUUCCGGAGCGAUGUGACGCCGCGGCGGAGACGGACUUUCCGCGCACAGCGACCGGGAGGAGAUCUGCCGAAGUGGUGAAAACAGAAACCAGCGCCGGGCCACCGCUUUUCUGCGGGUUUGUUAAAGGGCAGGUGCAGCCGCCGCCGCCGGGAUGAGGGGAGCUCUGGUUCUCGGGGUGCUCCUGCUGCUGUCUGCAGCGGUCUGGUGCCACGACGCAUCUCCGCCUGGUAAACCCGCUCUGAUUGGCUGCAGAUCCCCCGACAAGGAGACGUUUACGUGCUGGUGGACGCCUGGAUCUCCGGGAGGCCUGCCGACCGUUCACCGCCUUUACUACCACAGAGCAGAGUCUAAAGUUGUCCGGGAGUGUCCCGACUACACCUCUGGAGGGAGUAACUCCUGCUACUUUGACAAGAGUCAGACCACCCUGUGGGUGGAGUACGAGCUGACCGUGGUGGCCACCAAUGCCCUCGGGAACGCCACCUCAGACACCCUGAGUAUCGAUGUCAUGAAUGUGGUGCGGCCGUACCCCCCCAAAAACGUCGUCCUCCAGGUGAAGCAGAGCAACGACAACCCCUACCUGUUCAUCGGCUGGCAGAGCCCCCUGAACAAAACCAAGACGUACGGAUGGGUCACCAUCAAAUACCAGCUGAGAGUCCGACCGGAGAAAAGCAAAGAAUGGAAGAUCUACGACACUGACUUGCAGAGGAACUUCAGUCUGCACACGGUUGACCCCAGGGUGACCUAUGAGGUGGAGGUACGCUGCGCCCUGGACCACAGCACCUGGAGCGAGUGGAGCUCCACCGCCUCCUUAAAGAUCCCCGGCAGCUCUCAGAAGGACAGACUCUUGUGGGUCCUGAUGCUGGUCUCUCUGAUUCCACUGUUGACCGCCGUCUGUGCCUUGGUUGUAAAGAGGAAUUCGGUGAAGCAGUGCCUCCUGCCUCCUGUUCCCGGUCCAAAGAUAAUUGGAGUAGAUCCCAGACUUCUCAAGAGCGGGAGAGCUGAAGAUGUGGUCAGCGCUCUAUUCGGCAACCAGAAGUUGGCGAACAUGAAGGCGAGGACGGAGGAGAUGGAAGAGUUCAUAAGCGUGUCGGACAGCAGGGACUGGCUCCUACCGGACGAACGCCUGUCUGAGAAGGUGAGGAGCCUGAUCAUCCCCAACGGCUUCGUCUUCGGCGCCAAAACCCAGAGCUUCGAGUUGGAAAAGGCUGCGGACGGCAAGGAGGAUCCCGUCUUCGACAGGAGCUCGUCUCGACCCGGGGACGGCAGGACGCCGCUCCCGCCGGCGCCUGAGCUUCAGAGUCUGAGCGCAAGCCAAGAUGCUGCCUCAAGGAGCGCCGGGCAGUGCCCCGCCCACAGCUACGUGGACAUUCCCACGCCCGAGGACUGCCGGACGCCGGCGACCCCGGACGACUACAGCAGAGUGAAAGGCGUGCACGGCGAGGAUGUCCUCCUGGAAGAAGAGAGGGUCCCGCCGUGCCCGGACGCUCAGAUCCAGCUGGCCAACGUGGCGAGCGACUACAGCAGGGUGGCAGAGGUGAACAGUGACGCCACAGUGCUCCUGCAGAACCUCCCCGUCUGCAAGGAGAGGCAGCAUCAUGAUGCGGGAUGGACUGUUGGCAAAAAACCAGAGCCUCCUGGGACUGAGGUCAGCACAGGAUCGUCCACACAGCUGGUCGGCAGCGGAUACGUGGACUCUGUGCCAAAUUUCUGUUAAGUGAUCCGUCGUCAUGACGACAAAUGCCACACGUGGAUUUUCUUUAUUAGCUUUUGAUCAGCGAUGGACUUGGUUGGAUAAAGACGUUCAUGGAUGACGCUCAGAGUGGAAUUCAUCAUUUAUGUUGCAUCAAUACGAAUAGAAGUGACGGAGGAUCCUCCGGCUCCUCCCUCCGUCACGCCGAAGAAGCCGGACGGCUCACCAGCUGAUCUAGCCGUCUGAUUGGUUUCGAUGUUUUUGUGUUGCUCAUAAUCACCAGAUUGUCGUGGCGUUUUCAGCGUUUGCUUUAAAGUUAAGCUGCAGAGGCGGGAGCUGGUGGUGGAACGUCCAACUGCUGGCACGUUCGUACGACGCCACAGCCGCUCCUCUUCACUCCUGACCGUGGUAAGCUCGUGAUGUUACUUCUACAGGUAUGCCGGGCUUUUGCCUUGGGUUUGGAAGGCCCUGCUUUUCCCUUUGAACAAACUUGUGGGUGAUUAAACUCUCAAAUCCA
Messenger RNA from Oryzias latipes (Japanese medaka), 2270 nucleotides. RefSeq names its product prolactin receptor b (gene prlrb). Lineage: Eukaryota; Metazoa; Chordata; Actinopteri; Beloniformes; Adrianichthyidae. The record is from RefSeq and is a predicted model, not a curated record. Gene Ontology annotation, molecular function: protein binding; cytokine receptor activity. Gene Ontology annotation, biological process: cytokine-mediated signaling pathway. Gene Ontology annotation, cellular component: external side of plasma membrane.